AUGUAUCUAUCGGUAGCAACUAGACCAGCCAUUGCGUACAGUGUAAGCGUACUGAGUCAAUAUAAUGAAAACCCGAAACAGGAGCAUUGGGGAGCAGCCAAGAAGGUCUUCAGAUAUCUCCGAGGAUCGUCCGAUAAGAAGCUGAUCUUUGAAGGUCCGCUAGAUAAAAUUGUAGGUUACUCCGACGCAGACCAUGGAAGUGACGAAGAUGUCUCCAGAUCGUAUACUGGAUCCAUAUUCAAAUUAGGAGGCGCAGCGAUAAGUUGGAAAUCGAAGAAACAGCGCGCAGUAUCAAUUUCGUCAACAGAAGCGGAGUACAGAGCACUCACUGAAGCUACAAAAGAGUCCGAAUAUUUAAGAGGAUUACUUAUAGAACUCAAUAUAUCGAGUCUCUCGGAUGGUCUUAUAUAUUGUGAUAAUCAGAGUGCAAUUCAACUGACAACGGCGACAAAAUCCCACGACCGCUCGAAGCACGUCAGAAUACAUUUUCAUUAUGUUCAAAAGGCAGUAAAGGACCAGUCAAUCCUAUUACUACACAUCAAUUCGGAUGAAAAUGUUGCCGACAUCCUGACCAAAGCAUUGCCAGGGGAAAAACAAGAGAAGUUCACCAAAGCUUUGGGAGUAAAAAACAGGAAAAAAUUCAGCGCGUGA
Molecule: messenger RNA, 651 nt
Organism: Microplitis demolitor
Lineage: Eukaryota; Metazoa; Arthropoda; Insecta; Hymenoptera; Braconidae
Exons: 1
Coding region: 1-651 (216 amino acids)
Source: RefSeq, a predicted model, not a curated record